UUUCUCUUUUCAUAAAAUGGUAUCCCGGCCAAAGAUUGUUGUUCAUAGUUACAAUAGUCUUGCCAGCCGAGAGGUUAUAAACUAACUGUUUGGAACCAAGAUUGAAUGAUCUCCUAUAGACUCAGUGUACAAAAGCUUCAUCGACACAGAGACAGAUACGUGAUCUACAUAUUUAAUCUCACAUUUAAAACCCCAUUUAUCAGUGAAUAAAUCUACUUCUUUCUCCUCUAUCUCUUAUCUUAUGACUACUGGGAAUAAUAACUUUUCCUUUUUACCAUUAUUACCAAUCGAUAAUCACCAGGGACGUAUCAUCCAUGUUACUCAUCAAAUACCCUUUGAAGUUAUCCAUGAAACAGACGAAGAAGGAUCAUUACAGUGGACAUUUAGACCUCGUCAUGAACAUGCUGCCAUGUACGCAGGCAUUCAUUCCCUUAUCGACGAAUGGGAAACAUUAUGUAUCGGCUGGACAGGUCAAAUCUAUAAAGAUUCACCGAGCUUAGAAAAUGUCGAUCGUUAUGAGAUUGACAUGUUGAGCGAUCAAGAGAAAGAUUCUUUACAAUCACAACUUUAUCAGGAACAUAGUUGUAUACCAUUAUUUCUAGAUAGCAGUAGUGUAGCAGGACAUUACCAUGGGUACUGCAAAACAUUAUUGUGGCCACUUUUUAAUUACAUAGUGUGGAACGAUGCAACGGAUGGACGAAUUGAAAAAACCCAGUGGAACUAUUAUGAAGCAGUAAACCAAAAAUAUGCUGAUACAGUAGUAGAACAGUAUCAAGAUGGGGAUACGAUCUGGAUCCAUGACUAUCAUUUAUUGUUAGCUCCUAGCAUGAUCCGUAAAAGGCUUCCCAAGGCUCGUAUCGGUCUGUUUGUACAUUCACCUUUCCCAAGUUCUGAAAUCUUUCGAUGUUUACCAAAACGCCAGGAAAUUCUUAAAGGGAUGCUGGCUGCCAACCUGGUAGGAUUUCAGACAUAUGCAAAUGCUAGACACUUUAUCUCGACAUCGACUCGGGUCUUGGGUUACGAGUCAUCUCCGGAAGGUGUUGAGUACGAUGGUCACUUUUGCCAUGUUGGUACCUUUCCCAUAGGUAUUGAUGUUAAUGCAGUAGACGCUGUUCGAAGAAGUGCAGAUGUGAUUCCAAAAAUUCAGGCUAUUGCUGAAAUGUACUCUGAUAAGAAGAUCUUGGUAGGAAGAGAUAAACUCGAUCUCGUUCAGGGCGUCCUUCAGAAGCUUGCUGCUUUUGAAAAAUUCCUUUCAGACUAUCCUGAAUGGCAAAAUAAGGUGGUCCUGAUCCAAGUAACCGAUUCACCAAGUUCGGCAGAUACCAUCAAGAAUGAACGUCGAGUGUCAGAGAUGGUUGCACAUAUUAACAGUGCUUAUGGCUCUUUAGAGUUUACACCCGUCUAUCAUUAUUACCAUCAGAUACAGACAGAAGAAUAUUAUGCAUUGCUAUCAAGCGCUGAUGCAGCCCUGAUUACAUCUAUUAGAGAUGGCAUGAACACAACUAGUCUUGAAUACGUCAUGUGUCAACAGGAAAAGCACGGGCCCUUGAUUGUUUCGGAAUUAACGGGUACGGCAGGGUCCAUGGGUUCGGCAUUACUUGUCAACCCCUGGGAUUACUCUGGUGUUGCAAAGGCAAUCAAUGACGCACUCACAAUGAGCGAAGAGGAAAAAAUGACAAGGCACAUGCAAUUAUUAGCACACGUUAAAUCUAAUACAACCUCAUUUUGGGCUCAUUCAUUUGUCAAAAUGUUAAUACAUACCUGCAUGUUAUCUGAACAAAGCAAGAAUACGCCAAAGCUUAAACUGGAUUAUCUUAAAGAACAGUAUCAACGAUCCAAAAAGCGACUUCUUUGCUUUGAUUAUGAUGGAACAUUAACACCAAUACAAAAGACACCUAUGGCCGCUGUUCCCCCCAAAGACAUGCUAAAGUAUCUCGAAAAGUUAUGUCAAGACCCUCACAAUGAAGUUUGGAUCAUAUCUGGCCGUGACGAAAAUGCACUUGCUAACUGGCUUGGCCAUAUAGAAAACCUGGGCCUAAGUGCAGAACAUGGUUCAUUUAUGCGGUACCCAUACAGCAAGAAAUGGAUUAACCUGACUGAGCACUUUGAUAUGAGCUGGAAGAAUGAUGUAUUGGAAAUAUUUACUUACUAUACUGAGCGAACGACUGGUAGUUUUAUUGAGCAUAAACGGUGUGCCAUUACCUGGCAUUACCGUCUUGCUGAUCCAGAAUAUGGUGCAUUCCAAGCCAAGGAGUGCCAGAACCAUUUGGAACAGGCCAUCCUUAGUAAGUUGCCUCUGGAAGUAUUAGUGGGCAAGAAAAACUUGGAAGUACGCCCGACGAUGGUGAAUAAGGGUGAGAUUUUGAAACGCCUAUUGGUAUCCAGCAAUACUCCAUUUGACUUUGUGAUGUGCUGUGGUGAUGAUCGUACAGAUGAAGACAUGUUCAAGACAUUGAAAAAGGCAGCAGAUCUCAAUGAAAAGUUCUCAGUCAUGGUGGGUCCUGAAGAUCGACAAACACAGGCACUUUGGUACUUGCCAACGGUACAGGAUGUAAUCAACUCACUUCAAGUCAUGGCUCAAUGUGUAUAGAAAAAACAAACAAACAUUUGUAUUGCAUGAAUAAUUAGAUUCCCCCCUUUUCUCUCU
Molecule: messenger RNA, 2647 nt
Organism: Rhizopus microsporus ATCC 52813
Lineage: Eukaryota; Fungi; Mucoromycota; Mucoromycetes; Mucorales; Rhizopodaceae
Exons: 6
Coding region: 242-2590 (782 amino acids)
Biological process (GO): trehalose biosynthetic process
Cellular component (GO): alpha,alpha-trehalose-phosphate synthase complex (UDP-forming); cytosol
Molecular function (GO): catalytic activity
Source: RefSeq, a predicted model, not a curated record